AUGGGGUCUUCUAUCACUACGUUGCCUUCCCCAGCUAUCUCGCCUAAGCGAACUGCCCUUCGCCCAACGCGGCCAUCGAUAUUCAAGCGCCGAGUAUCUAAAGCCUGCGAAGAAUGUCGACGACGCAAAGCAAAAUGUGACGGUCGCACUCUCUGUACACCAUGUACAGAAAGGGGCUUGUACUGCUGCUUUUACCGUGAAAAGGCCCGCGAUCGGACGAAUCCACGAAGCAGAACCGUUGACUCCCUCGAAACAGGGAUACAAUAUCGUGAUUCGUCCUCGGUGCCUACCAAGCCUCCAGACAUGAUUGAACAUACAUCUUCACAAUCACCCAGCCGAAUUUAUCAGAUCCAUUAUGGCGCAUCAUCAAAUAUCUCGUUUCUCAAUCACCUCUAUCGCUCUUUCGAGUCUCUUUUGGGUGGAAAUAGACCCAUCCGCCUACUCAAUGACUUCUCCAAGACUUUAGGUCAGGUCGGGGCUGAGAAUAUUGAGAGCACUAUGGCACUGAAGACUUGCAACAAGCCAGUGUUACUGGGAGAUGAGUUAUCCCUCUCGUUAGCUAUAGAAAUUUUGGAACACUUCCUCGCACUGCACCAAGUCUUGAUCCCUGUUCUGUGUCCACAGGCUCUACGAAAUGAUCUAUGCGCGUUUUACGACCCAGGGUCAAGCUACACAUUGAGCAAUUUCCGACGAAGAACAUUGCUACUCGUUCUGGCCACUGCCUCUCUGACCACCAAGCACCAUAAAGUGGUGGAUGGGCUCAUUUCUCAAUAUUACAAUUUGACCGGACCUUCUGAUGAUAACUUAACGAUGCAAUCGAUAGAAGGACACGCAUGUUACUACACGGAGAAAGGACUUUAUAGCAAUGCAUAUCUAACGUUAGGUUCGGCGACCAGGAAGGUAUUUUCUGUGGGUCUGCACAGGGAUCCGCCGCAAGGGUCAAGGCCAGACUUGGAGAUGGAGCAACAAAGGAAGCUCGUUUGGAUCCUUUACAAUCUCGAAAGUUGGCUUUGUGUUCAUCUAGGGCGUCCGAGCUCUUUCACUGGUGUCCAAAUCGCCAUUCCCUCGCCAAAUGAUGCUUUUCUUCUAGCCCGAGUCAAGCUUUCCGAGCUCAUGAACAAAUGUUCUAAGGAGAUCUACAUUCCAAGCAGAGGCUCUUUGCUGUCGAUGUGGAGAGCUGCAGAGUCGCUGAUAUGUGAGCUGCAUGAUUACGAAGACAACAUAAUUGCUACUCUUGGUUUUGGCCUUCAUCAUCGCUCGCAACUUGGUGAGCUGGAUGUUCAACAAACCAUUUUGACCACCUUGUAUUUACAUACCAUCACUCUUGUCUUUCGACCAUUCGCCAUUUUCAGUGGAAAGCUGAAGGCCCAGCGAGUCUGUUCUGAAUCUAGUGAUGCCGGUACUUGUGCCAGUCAGCCUUGGCUAGAUGAAGUGUGCGAAUACGCGCUCAAUGCCACCAAGCGGCUCAUUGAUUAUCUUUCACUUGCAAUGUCUUCCAACCAGAUUAUCAAGAACAUGCGAUAUACUCACGUCUUUUUGGAGAACUGCUGCGCCCUUCUCAGUUACGAUAUUUUGCAUAAUCAUCGGAAAGUGCCAACGAACGUUCCUUUCAUUACCAAAAGCCUUGCCUGCCUAUCACAAAUGAGACCUGGAGACUCUAUUCAGCAGACAAUCACAGCCUUUCAGGACCUUCUCGUAAGCAUCGAUCCGGAUGGCGCAUGGUGUGAUUCAGACUCGAAUGAUUGGGUCUCCGUCAACGCCUGUAAUGGAAGGAUCGCAGAUCGGGCAUCUCCCAUUAUUCAUGACCCAUCCACCUGGCAUCAUACGGAUGAGAGCAUCGAAGUAUUGAAUGACGCUGUACGUCGCGUUAUCUCUUGA
Molecule: messenger RNA, 1878 nt
Organism: Penicillium pulvis
Lineage: Eukaryota; Fungi; Ascomycota; Eurotiomycetes; Eurotiales; Aspergillaceae
Exons: 5
Coding region: 1-1878 (625 amino acids)
Biological process (GO): DNA-templated transcription; positive regulation of transcription from RNA polymerase II promoter by galactose
Cellular component (GO): nucleus
Molecular function (GO): DNA-binding transcription factor activity, RNA polymerase II-specific; RNA polymerase II cis-regulatory region sequence-specific DNA binding; zinc ion binding
Source: RefSeq, a predicted model, not a curated record